CUGCCCUGCCGAGUCGAGCCGCAGCACUGCCAAUUUUACCAGAUAAAAAGCACGCAUAAUGUUUCGCACGAGAUCGCAGGGAAGCAUUGGCGACCGCGAGAAGGAGGCUAAAUUCGUGCAGGAUCGCAUCGACGCGGUGGAGAAACACUUUGCCGAGCUCUGCACGGUAUUCGCCGCGUACACGAGGAAAGCCGCCAGAUUGAGGGAUAAAAAUGACGAGGUGGUGAAAACUAUACAAAUUUAUGCGGACUCGGAGGACAUCAACCGAUCGAUGAGCAGCUGCUUGACGAAUUUCGCCAAUACUCUGGGCGUCGUGGGUGAUUACAGAGAUGCCGAAGUGCAGAGGCUCAAUGCCAAGGUGGUGGUGCCUCUGUCUCAGUACCAGAACACCUGCAAGAGAGCCAAGGAAAACGUGAGGAACACCUUCGCGGCUCGCGACGAGGAGCUCAAGCGCAAACGACUGCUGGAAAAGGUGCGCGAGGAAAAUCCCAAGAAUCAGCAGAGAAUCGCACAGGCCAAGACGAACCUGAUGAAAGCCACCGUGGAGGUGUCGAGGGUGGUCAAGGGCCUCGAGGAGCAGAUCGACUCGUUCGAGAAGCAAAAGCUGCACGACGUCAAGACGAUAAUGACGAAUUUCAUCACGGUCCAGCUGAGCUUUCACGCCAAGGCCGUGGAGCUGCUCACGAAAGCCUAUCAGGACGUGGCCGAGAUGGACGAGCUUCACGAUUUGGAGAACUAUCAAUUAGCGAGAGGAGAAUUGAAUAGGGAAUUCAGAACGGCCAUGAAAUCCCAGGACUCGUCGAGUUCGGCCUCCAACAACAAGAGAUCCGGUGGUUUUCGUCAGUCCUACUCGCUGAUGAAUCUGAACAAUCGUUCCUCGCCCUCGCCCACCAGCCUGAGAAAGCAAAAGAUGCACAGAACUUCGGGUUCUUUGGAUUCCACCAAGACCGCGCAGACGAACUCGUCGGAAUCGGUGGAGAUCGAGGAGUACAACGACAGCGACUCCGACGACUCCGAGGAGACGUCCUCGAUUCGAGACAAAAAAUUAGUGAGAUCUCGGCUCAAAACCAUGUAAAUAAGUUGAUUGACGUUUUUUUUUAAGCGUACACUGUUAAUUGUAUUUUGUAGAGAAAAAAAGCUGCGAAAAGAAAGAAAACCAAUCGUC
Trichogramma pretiosum is the source of this 1165-nucleotide messenger RNA. RefSeq names its product protein FAM92A (gene Fam92). The coding region runs from base 59 to 1075 and encodes 338 amino acids. Gene Ontology annotation, cellular component: ciliary basal body; ciliary transition zone. The transcript has 8 exons. NCBI's taxonomy places the organism in Eukaryota, Metazoa, Arthropoda, Insecta, Hymenoptera, Trichogrammatidae. The record is from RefSeq and is a predicted model, not a curated record. Gene Ontology annotation, biological process: cilium assembly.